GACAGUUGACGUUUCAAUUUAUAACCACACCUUCGUUGUUUACACCCAAAACCUGAAUCAUCGUUUUAAUAACUUCUUAAUAACUUUAAUUUUUUUAUUUUAUAAAGAUUUAAUCAAAAAUGAGUUACGGAAUGAAAUCGCCAAGCCACGGAACUCCGAGCGUUUAUUCGCACGUCACCACAAGAAGUAGCGCAAAUUUACGAAGCAGUCGCAGCAUAAAAUCGCUAAAAGUGCCUUGGUAUCAUAAACCGAUCAUAGAAAAAUCGAUUUUCUUAGAUGUGCAGCGUAGCUGUAUGGUUACAGCGGUUUUUUCGCUGCUUUUAUCGAUUUUUACGAUCGUUACUGGGAUAUUCGAUAUUUAUUGUUAUGCGAUGGCAGCCCCUGGAUCAACACAUUAUGGUUAUUACUUGAUUUCGUACGAAUUCGUUUAUGUUGGAAAUAGACAUGUGAGAAAUGCAUUGAAUAUGUUUGCCGUUUUUUCCGUUUUAUUUGGAAUUGCAGUUUUUAUAACCAGCAUUAUGUUAAUUGUUGCUUUAAGACAGGAAUAUGAAAAACGAAUGGUUCCUUGGUUAGUGGCGUUUUUAAGCUUUACAAUUCUCCGAUUUUUGGCCUUUUUAUUCUUUGCGUUUGUAAACGACUUAAUAUUCGCCUACAACAUUUUUAUGGUCAUUCUAUGGAUCACUUUCUUUUUGUUAUCCGUUUAUGGAUGGUUGUUGGUUUAUUCGUUUUACAUCGAAUUGAGCGAUAUUUCGAAAUUGGAGGAUUUGGCUAAUUUGCGGAUGGGAACGAUGCAAUCUCUGAAUGCAUCGACCGUCCCUUCGCUGGCGGGCUCUCGUCCGACGACACCCCACAGCACGGUUUCAACGAUGCCUGUUUAACCGACGACAUUAAUUUAGCAACAAACCGUCCCGGACCGUCAAGAUCGAUCUCGUUUUUUACCGAAACUUCGGAUAAUAACAGCACGAGUACAACGACUGCCACAAGGUAUAGUACGGUUUCGACAAUUCCAAUUUAAGAAUCUCUAAAAAUAACCCUUAUUAUAAAACAAAUUAUAAUAAUCCGUCCAACAAAAAAAAAAGAUCCUUUUAGGUUAUGUUUCUUCAUUUUGACAAUUUUGACGUUUAACAUAACCUAUAAACCCAACGAAACAUUCCCGUCCUAAUUUUUAAUCAUUUUUAAAGUUAAUUAUUAUAAAUAUCCGUCCGAAUCUCUUUAUAAUCGAUUAUUUU
Molecule: messenger RNA, 1229 nt
Organism: Onthophagus taurus
Lineage: Eukaryota; Metazoa; Arthropoda; Insecta; Coleoptera; Scarabaeidae
Source: RefSeq, a predicted model, not a curated record